UCAAAAUAAUGGUAAAAAAUUCAUAUGGGUACAGUGUUGCAUGACCGCGCAAUUGUCAUUCAAAGUGUGAUAGCGCUGAAAGCUGAAAAUUGGCCUGGACAGGAAGGGGGGAUGAAAGUGUCCGGACUGGAAAGGGGGGGUGAAAGUGUCCGGACUGGAAGGGGGUGAAAGUGUCCGGACUGGAAGGGGGUGAAAGUGUCCGGACUGGAAGGGGGUGAAAGUGUCCGGACUGGAAGGGGGGAAGUGUCCGGACUGGAAGGGGGUGAAAGUGUCCGGACUGGAAGGGGGUGGAAAGUGUCCGGACUGGAAGGGGGUGGAAAGUGUCCGGACUGGAAGGG
Staurois parvus is the source of this 338-nucleotide messenger RNA. The record is from the annotation of a GenBank genome assembly. NCBI's taxonomy places the organism in Eukaryota, Metazoa, Chordata, Amphibia, Anura, Ranidae.